Molecule: messenger RNA, 1257 nt
Organism: Lobosporangium transversale
Lineage: Eukaryota; Fungi; Mortierellomycota; Mortierellomycetes; Mortierellales; Mortierellaceae
Product: COX15/CtaA family
Exons: 4
Coding region: 1-1257 (418 amino acids)
Biological process (GO): heme A biosynthetic process
Cellular component (GO): mitochondrial inner membrane
Molecular function (GO): oxidoreductase activity, acting on NAD(P)H, heme protein as acceptor
Source: RefSeq, a predicted model, not a curated record
AUGCUCAGAGCUCGUUUCCAGUCCACAAUUGCAGCUUCUACCUCUCAUAGUGCGGCAAACACUGCAGUGUCUGCUACUUCAGCAUCUGUAGCGAAGGCUACACCAGAUGUAGUAGUCAAACCUAUUGUGGGUUAUUGGAUGCUGACAAUCAGCGCCAUGACAUUUGGUAUCGUAGUCGUUGGAGGCAUGACCCGCUUGACCGAGAGUGGCCUGUCAAUUGUCGAAUGGAACUUGAUCAAGGGUAUGAAACCUCCUCGCUCUCAAGAAGAGUGGAAUGAAGAGUUUGAAAAGUAUAAACAGUUUCCCGAAUACAAAAUCUUGAAUCGUGGAAUGACUCUUGAAGAAUUUAAGCGUAUCUUUUACUAUGAAUGGUCGCAUCGCAUGUUAGGCCGUGCAAUUGGUGCAGCCUUCAUCUUACCUGGUCUUUACUUUGCUGCUCGAGGAAUGCUCACUAAGAAUAUUGCUCGUCGAUCCUUGAUUAUUGGUGGACUUAUUGGCUUUCAGGGCGCUUUAGGAUGGUAUAUGGUCAAGUCCGGACUGGAUGAGCAAUUGAUGAAUACUCCUGGCGCUACACCAAGAGUCUCACAAUACAGACUGGCUGCUCAUCUUGGAAGCGCGUUUUUGAUCUACACUGGAGCCUUCAUGACUGGUUUGAAGAUUUUGACUGAUUACAAAGUUUCCAAGGGCGGAUACGAAGUAAGUGUGAGCUUGGCUGCUGCACUUAACAACCCUGCUUUGAAGCGCUUUAAGGGUGCUGCACAUGGAAUCGUUGCCCUUGUCUUCUUGACAGCUAUUUCUGGAGCCUUUGUCGCUGGUCUCGAUGCCGGUUUGAUUUAUAACGAGUUUCCCCUUAUGGGUGGUCGUUUGAUGCCUCCUGUGAAUGAACUCUUUGAUGAGAAGUUUGUCCGUCAAGGCGAAAAUCCCAAACUCGGCCUUUGGAGGAAUAUGUUUGAUAACCAAGUUACUGUCCAGUUCAAUCACCGUGUCCUUGCUACUACAACCUUUACUGCUGUUUCGUCUCUGUUCUUGUACUCGCGUGGAUUGUCUCUGCCCCCCCAUGUCCGUCUCGGCGUCAAUGUACUGAUGGGAAUUGCUUGUUGUCAAGUUGGUCUUGGUAUUGCCACAUUGCUCUACAUGGUCCCUGUUUCUCUUGGCACCGCACAUCAAGCCGGUUCUUUGACUCUACUGACUUCAGCACUGUAUCUCAUGCACAGCAUGAAAAAACUUCCUAUUGCCAAGAAGAUUCCUUUAAAAUAG